AUGUAUGCCUCAACUCGACGCCUCCUUGCACUCUCAGCUCUGCUUCCUACGAUAGCUGGGCUUCCAUAUCGAGCACUGCAGCCUCGUGCGGCUCUUACUGCCGACAAACCCAAGUAUUCAGUUGUUCCUCUCAUCCCCGAUGAGAAUGACAACCACAACGGCGGUGGAAAUGGAAAUGGAAAUGGAGGGGACAAUCCCAGCAAUGGCGUUGUGACAGUCUCCCUAACAGUCACCAAGUCCGGUGACACUGUCACACAGACUGCCGAGCCCACCACAGUCACACAGGUUGUUCCGACCACCAUUAUUUCCGUCAUCGACCUUGACGACGAUGUCACAACAACUGUGUAUGUGGUACCCUCAGUGGCGCCACCGGCUCCUUCUGUAGAGCCCACCACAACUUCAUCAACAACUUCAUCUACAUCUACCUCCUCAUCUACCAGCUCAUCAACAGGUUGCGGCACCCAGCGUUCCACAGACUACCACCGCAAUUUCCACCUCUACGGCGGUUCCCACACUACCCAGCAGUUCUCUGCCCACUGCCACUGUGUCUUACCCCCCAGUGGUAACUCCCACCACAUCAGCAGUUACCACACCGGCAACGACCAGUACCGUGCCUUCAUCGGUCCCGCCCAAUGA
Messenger RNA from Clonostachys solani, 636 nucleotides. The record is from the annotation of a GenBank genome assembly. Lineage: Eukaryota; Fungi; Ascomycota; Sordariomycetes; Hypocreales; Bionectriaceae.